AUGCCUUUACCUGAUACCUCUUUACAGAAGGCUCCAUUAAUUUCAACUCAAGCAGAACCUCACGUUAUAACACGAACAAAAGCGAAACAGCCGAACAGAACGACAAAAACGUCACAGAAGUUAGCGCUUUUUCCUGAAGAACAAGUUUCAGUUGUCGAUGAGAUAAAAGAUGAUAAAUAUAAUCAAAUUGGUCAAAUUCCGCAAGGAACUGCUCGAAAAGAGGCAGAAAAGUUUAGUAAACAAGAACGUCUUCGGCUUCCUCGUGUUACUGCUUAUUGUACUGCUUCUUCAUAUAAAAUGGAUAAUUUGAUAAAAUAUCUUCAAAGUCUCCGGAUUCGAAACAAUACUUCGCCUAAACGAAUUGAUGAAUGCAUAUAUACUCCAUUUGCUUUUCAUCCUCCCAAACCACCCUCGACAGCAGAUCUUUUAGGAAUCAAUGAAAUUUCACCUUCACAGGAACAAUCGAUUCCCGAAAUUUUUUAUUUUGAAUAUGGUGUAGUAGUUAUAUGGGGUAUGAAAGAAGGAGAGGAGAAGAAUUUAUUACACGAUUUGGCCUCUUUUGAAGACGAGAAAUUAGCCGCGUCUGCUGUUGAGACCGAAGAAUUUCAUUAUCAUUAUGCCGCAUCAUAUCAACCCAGGAUAUAUAAUGAUGUGAUUACUCUAAAAAAUCCUGGAAAUUAUAUGGUCAAACUUGCAAUUUCUCAUGCUAUCGCGCAAUCAGUUAAAAUGACUUUAUUCGAAGAAUUAAUUGAGGAUACGAUUGAAGCUACGAAACAUAUUCCACAGACGAUGGCAGAGACAGGCAAAGUUUUAAUGUCAAGGACUGCCAUUACAAGAAAAAUUGGUCAGUUGUUUAUAAUGCGAAUUAAUGUAAAUUUAGUGAGCAAUGUGUUGGAUACUCCUGAAAUAUUUUGGUCAGAACCUGCAUAUGAACCAUUAUAUACAGCAAUAAGAGGCUAUCUUGAAAUUUCUCGUCAGGAACUUUAUUUAGGUGAUUUGCUAGAUAUGCUUAAAGAGCAUCUUACGAGUUCUCACGGGGAACAUCUUGAAUGGAUUGUGAUUGUUCUUAUUGCUUUUGAAAUUGUAAUUGGUGUGAUUACUAUCUUAAUUGAUUUUUUUGCAUAUUCAACAAAGGAAGGUUUUUAA
Messenger RNA from Diversispora eburnea, 1146 nucleotides. The record is from the annotation of a GenBank genome assembly. Lineage: Eukaryota; Fungi; Glomeromycota; Glomeromycetes; Diversisporales; Diversisporaceae.